UUGGGCUUGGCUAUUCAUCCUCGCCAUUUGCUGCUCGCUUUACAAGUCAUCGCGCACACUGCUUUUUUGAGAAAGCGCCAAUACCCUAACAGUAAUCGAAGAUGGCCGAAACGGAAUUCAAGGCCCUCGUUCGCAAGCGAACCGAUACAGAUCUUAUGCCGCCGCCGCCACCGGCGAAGCGAAUAAAGCGGCCAAAGAAUGUGCUCGACGAAGUUACCUAUACGGAGGCGCUCUCCCAAAUCAUCGCCCGCGAUUUCUUCCCCGGUCUUCUCGAAAGCCAAACGCAGCAGGAAUAUUUGGACGCCCUAGAAUCCAAGGACGAGGAAUGGAUAUCCAGCGCGACGAAGCGAUUGAAAAAUGUCAUGACACCGGGUCGGUGGCGCAUGCCAUCGGCUAUCACUGCAACACAGCCAGGAGAUACACCCAGGAGCUUUCUAGGCGAUACACCCGCAUCUGUUAAUUCAACUCCAGCAGCGUCGACCGCGGGGCCCGAAAAGUCACAUGUCGACACGAGUUUGGGUCUCGCCGCGUUCCAGUCCCAGUAUACCAGCGAAGACAAUGAAAGUUUCUACAAACUUCUGGACAAACAGAAUCAGAAAAAGGCCGAGAAGUACGCGUGGCUCUGGACCGGCAAUAAACUGCCUUCAAAGAUGCAGUUGAAGCAGAAAGAGGUCGAGGAGAGGAUCAGCAAGACGAGAAGUCUAGCAGACGAUGGUUACAAAAAGAUGCAAUUAGCCAUCAAGGACAAAGAUGAUAGGAAAGCUGCACCCGAGUACUGGAAGUGGCAGCCGAGGAACGAUCUCAUGUUCAAGCCCGAUGGUGUGGAGGAUGCCAUGGAGACCAUAGCCGAACGGGCUGAGGCGGCAUCAAGGGCACCACCCAAGGAGAUUGUGUAUGCCAACACAAGGGCUCCGAAUCCCGAUAUUGUCGUUCAGCAGGGUCCGUCUCGUCCGCCGUCACCAACAUUGUCUGCUAUGCGUGAUGCGAUCGCAGGCCGGCCAAGACCAGCAGACCAGGAUUCUGCUACGGGCGGCAGUGAGACACCACGGGUGAAUGGAUAUGCCUUUGUCGAUGAUGAGGAUCCGGCUCCAGAGCCUGCCAAGAAGCCGACAGAGUCGAUCCUCAGUCUUAACGGUGGUGACACUACUGCAAACCCGUUUAAGUUGCAGGAUCGCAGGAAAAGGGAGGACCUGCAUCAUCGGAUGGUUGACAGGAUCGCAGAGUCGCGUCGGACCGCAUCCAGGAUAGGCAUGGUGGGCAAGGAGGUCAAGACGCCAGUGCCAAAGUUCCCCAGCAGUCCUAGGGUUACGGGGGGUCUGACACCAGCAGCACAGAGACUGUGGAGUAACCUAGGUGGCGCAGGACGAAAGUCUGGCUCAAUAACACCAUUCGACCACAGGGCUACUCCGCGGGCCAAGCAGGCUUUGCCGAAGCGGGCGACUCCGAAAACAUGAGGCGGGGAUGCGAUUUUUAUUGAUAUUUUUGGUCAAGAUCGACCAAGCCCGCCUGAAAUGGCUUUUUAUGAAGAGAUGAAGAGGAUCAGGGUGAAUAACAUAUCAGGCGCAAGGCCUUGCCUCAUCGAGUGCUACAUUUUGGAUUUUUACCCGGGCACGCACUGAAAGAGGUGAUAACAUGUGCACGGUGGACAGACGGCGAUCACACUUUGCAUUUAUUUGUGCGGCGUUUAGCGAACAUGCUUUGAUUCUUAGUUGAUACCCGGCUACACACUUUUCCCUGUAGUCAGAAUAGAUUGAUAUGUCAAGCACAACCUACAUUUAUUCUCGCUAUAGUUCCAGAC
Pyricularia oryzae 70-15 is the source of this 1798-nucleotide messenger RNA. RefSeq lists its product as uncharacterized. Gene Ontology annotation, cellular component: catalytic step 2 spliceosome. Lineage: Eukaryota; Fungi; Ascomycota; Sordariomycetes; Magnaporthales; Pyriculariaceae. The record is from RefSeq and is a predicted model, not a curated record. The transcript has a single exon. The coding region runs from base 102 to 1454 and encodes 450 amino acids.